AUGAAAGCCUUCUCAAAAAUGAGCAAGCUGAGAUUGCUCAAAAUCCACAACGUGGAGCUUUCUGAAGGACCUGACUAUCUUUCAAAUGAGUUACGAUUUCUCGAAUGGCAUGGUUACCCUUCCAAAUCAUUGCCAACUUUUUUCCAGGUGGAUAAUCUUGUUGAACUUGACAUGUCAUACAGUACUAUUGAGCAAUUAGGGCAUGGAUUUAAGAGAUCAAUUAACCUAAAAAUCAUCAAUCUCAGCCACUCAAUAAACCUGACCAACACUCCGGAUUUUACUGGAAUUCCAAAUCUCUCGAGUCUGAUUCUUGAAGGCUGUACAAGUUUGUUUGAGGUCCAUCCAUCACUUGGACAUCACAAGAAGCUUCAACUCGUGAAUCUUGUGGACUGCAAUAGUCUUAGGAUUCUCCCAAGCAACCUUGAAAUGGAAUCCCUAAAAGUUUGCAGGCUUGAUGGCUGCUUGAAACUUGAGAAGUUUCCAGAUAUAGUAGGAAACAUGAACUGCUUGAGGGAGCUUCGUUUGGACGGGACUGGGAUUGCAGAACUAUCUUCAUCAAUUCAUCAUUUGGUUGGGUUAGAAGUGCUGGAUUUAUGUGCUUGCAAUCUAGGAGAAGGGGCAGUUCCUGAAGAUAUUGGCUGCUUAUCUUUAUUGAGGUGUUUAGAUCUGAGCAGGAAUAACUUUGUUAGCCUGCCUAAAAGCCUAAAUCAGCUUUCUAGGUUGGAAAUACUUGCCUUGGAGGAUUGCAGGAUGCUUGAAUCAUUGGCUGAGGUUCCAUCAAAAGUUCAAACAGUAAAUUUGAAUGGUUGUAUACGCCUAAAAGAAGUACCAGAUCCAAUAAAGCUAAGCAGUUUGAAAAGAUCAGAGUUCAGCUGUCUUAACUGCUGGGAAUUAUACAAGCAUAAUGGUCAAGACAGCCUGGGAUUGACCAUGCUUGAGAGAUACCUCCAGGACUGGUCUAAUCCAAGACCUGGAUUUGGUGUUGUUGUUCCAGGAAAUGAAAUUCUAGGCAUGGGGUUUGAUCAUCAUAGUAAGGGAUCUUCAAUUAGUGUGCAAGUGCUUUCUAAAUAUUUGGAUUGUGAUGGUAGUGGGCCGAUGGGGUUUGCUGCAUGUGUUGCAUUCAGUGCAUACAAUGAAAGUUCUUCUCUCUUUUGUCAUUUUAAAGCCAAUGGAAGAGAGAAUCAUCCUUCGCCAAUGUGUAUAAGUUGCAACUCUAUCCAAGUUCUGUCAGAUCAUCUUUGGUUAUUCUAUCUUUCUUUUGAUUACCUUAAAGAGCUCAAAGAAUGGCAGCAUGAAUCCUUCAGCAACAUUGAGUUGUCGUUUCAUUCUAAUGAUCGAGUAGAGGUGAAGAAUUGUGGUGUCUCUUUGAUAUAUAGUCCAUCAUCACAAUCAUCUGCUGCCAGUUCAUCAUCACAAGCAUCUGCUGCCAAUUCAUCAUCACAAUCAUCUGCUGCCAGUUCAUCAUCACAAUCAUCUGCUGCCAGUUCAUCAUCACAAUCAUCUGCUGCCAAUUCAUCUGGAUUACAAUUGUGGAAAAGAUUUAUCAGUGGACUAGAUUUGGCUAACUUAGUGGUCAAUGCUGAUCUGCUCCAGCUUUCAUGUGGUGCCAUAAAGGAUCUACUCGCAGAAACCAAUCAAGAUAAACAAUUGUCCGAGACUCUGUCAGUAAGACACAAACUUGUUAGCCAAUCAAAUUGUACCAUCAUAGCUUUUGCCACUUCGCCUCUCUUUACAAAAGACCAUAUUUUACGAGUAGGAGAUCUGGUUUCAUCAUCAACUCUCAAGGAGCAGGAGUUUCCUCUCUUUGACUUCUUAUGCUCCAAAGGCAAUCCGUCCUUUUCCAUUCAUAGAGCUGCAAUAAACCUUUUUCAGGCCUAUUUUCAGGAGCUUUCUCAACUCAAAGCCCAGAUCCAUAAUUUGAAGACUGGUGAAUUACUUGUGAAAUCUCAGUUGAUUGUUACUGGACACUCUCUUGGAGGAUCAAUUGCUUAUCUCUUUACCUUAUGGUUGUUAGACAACAUCAAGCAAACAUCCAAAAUAAAUGAACUCCCCCUCUGCGUCACUUUUGGUUCACCACUUAUAGGCGACCAAGGCCUCCAACUUGCCAUCUCAAGACGUUUAAAAUGGAAUUAUUGCUUUCUACACGUUGCUGCCAACAAGGACCCACUUCCAAGAAUUUUCAUAACUUCACAAGCUAAUCCUCAGUACAUGCCUUUUGGUACGUAUUUCUUCUGUUCUGAGUCAGGAUGCAACUGUGUUGAUGAUCCUGAAGUGGCUUCAAGGUUGUUGAAAAACACAAUAAGUCAAGUUUCCACUGAAGAAAUGGGGAUUGAUGAUUAUAGCGGAAUAGGGAAGCAUCUGAAGUCGAGGCUUAUCAUGGGGGAAAAUUCACAACUUGCCCAACCAGUUACACCUCCAUUUCGGCAAGGGAUAAUUUUACAACUGAAAGCAGUUGGAGUUGAAAUAACAGCUCAGCAGCAGCAGAACAACAGCAUCAAUGAUCUUAUAUCCGAAUUGGAAAGGCACAUAAAUCGAAUGGCACUACAAAUGAAGGCUACUGACCCAAAAAGUCUAAACCAAGUAAAGAUAAAAAUGGCCUACCUAGAAUGGUACAAGAAAGACUGCAAGACUAAGGGGAUAGGCUACUAUGAUAGUUACAAGAACCUGUACUCUAUCAGCGACAGAGAGGUUACCAGGCACAAGAAAGUUCUCGUCAGUUACUGGAAAAAAUUGGUGGAGGAUGCUGAGCAAAAACCCCAGAAAGAAGGAGGGGAGACAUGGCUUUUUGCUGGAACAAAUUAUAGAAGAAUGGUUGAACCGCUUGACAUUGCUGAAUACUACAGACAGACAGGGAAACAAGACUAUAAAAAUAAUGGAAGAUCAAAACAUUAUAUUCUGCUUGAGAAAUGGCAAAAGGAGCAUACAGAAAAACUUGCAGGCCCGCCAAAUGAUAAGAAGAAACAAAGUGGCGCCAGUAGCCUUACGGAGGAUUCUUGCUUUUGGAUGAAUGUGGAGGAGGCUCUCAUUUCAUGCAAAUUGUUGAAGGAUGAAACGUCCAGUACUGCAGAUAAACAAUCAGCGAGAGAGUUUCUGAAUAUGUUUGAGCAAUAUGUGAUGGACCAAAUGAAUAACUAUGCGGUAUCCCCUGAAAUUUUCUUGGAGAGAAGCAGUUUUAUGAAAUGGUGGAAAGAUUUUCAGAACAUGAUAGAAACAUCCCAUGAUUCUCCUCUCAGUGACUUCAUGAAGAAUGGCAGAUAUUGCGAAUAUGAAAAAGGGAAGUUCUAG
Messenger RNA from Dovyalis caffra, 3285 nucleotides. Lineage: Eukaryota; Viridiplantae; Streptophyta; Magnoliopsida; Malpighiales; Salicaceae. The record is from the annotation of a GenBank genome assembly.